Messenger RNA from Drosophila ficusphila, 3884 nucleotides. RefSeq names its product neurotrophin 1 (gene NT1). The coding region runs from base 401 to 3565 and encodes 1054 amino acids. Lineage: Eukaryota; Metazoa; Arthropoda; Insecta; Diptera; Drosophilidae. The record is from RefSeq and is a predicted model, not a curated record. The transcript is spliced from 6 exons. Gene Ontology annotation, cellular component: extracellular region. Gene Ontology annotation, biological process: central nervous system formation; innate immune response; regulation of Toll signaling pathway. Gene Ontology annotation, molecular function: growth factor activity; Toll binding.
GUCUGCGGCGAGUGUUGAAAGCGUUCGGACGUAGCAGCCGGAAAAAAAGCAAAGUGAAGGUGAAUGCCAAGCGGCCAACGCCAAGAAGUGUGGCAAAGUAGAAAAUCUGUUAAUAAAGCCGCGUGUGAAAAGUGUGAAAAUCAGCAAACUGACUGAAAAUAAGCAAAACGGCAGCUGUAAAAAGUGAAAAUUAUCUGUUUAAAGUGGAGUGGAAUGGAAACUCGGUUCUUGCGCGGCAACAGGAAAUAAUCAGUGACCAAAAGCUAAGAGCUCCAGCCCAGCUGAACAGAAGACUGGAGAAGGGAGUGGCGUGGAGAAGAACAGUGGACUGAAGACGAGCUGAUCCGAGACGACCGGGCCUGAAUUAAAAACAAAGCCAAGAAAAUAAAGCCGAGCGAAAAUGAAAGCGGGCCGCGCCUUCAGCUGCCUUUUCUGGGCGCUUCUCUAUUGUGUGCUCUAUCUGGAUCUGGUCAGCGGCAACUCCGCCGACGAUGAGCUGAUGGACUUUGACUUCACGGACUCCAAGGAUGCUGUCCAGGAGGACUGGCAGUUGGACGACAUCGAGGAGGCUCAGCAGGCGGAGCAGGCUGACAAGAAACUGGAAUCGAAUAUGCUUGACUUUAGCGUGGAUCUGGAUGAACCCGAACCCGAGAAGCAAUUACCGCCCUUCGACUGGCGGGAACGGGUUCUGAGAAAUGCAUUAGCUAAAGCCUUGGCCGAUGAAGGAUUGCGCCAGAAGUUCGUCGAGGUCAUGCCCAUUUUGAGGGUUCUUUCUUCCCAACAGCGACUGGCUCUUUCUGCUUUAAUCUCGGCUCAGAUGAACGCCAAAAAGGGUCACGAACUGAAGUUUGAACAGGUUCGCAUGAUGUUUGGCAAUGACAAGAAGCUGCUACUGCCCAUAGUUUUUGAUAUUGCUAAUCUCAUAAAGAGUUCCACUCGCAAGUACAUUAAUCUCGGCUCCGAUUUGGACUCGGCUGCCCUUUUGCACACGCCCAUAAAUCGUCGAGAGGAUGAUUUGACUGCCGAGGAGUCCCAGCGAGAUGAUCAAGUGGGUACAAUAGCUGUUGAUGUAGAACCAAAAGAGGUUUCGGCUCAAGAUGACCCGGAGCCUCUGGAGGACUUCUUCGAUGAGAUGGGAGAAGAGGUGCUGGAUCCGCAGAUGAUCAAUGAGGCUCUAACGGGCGAUCUCCACGAAAAUAAAACAAAGUCUGCGAAACCGGAAAGUCAUGGCCAAAGAGUUCGCCGAUCGGCUAAUGAGUUUGUCCACAAGCUGACUCGAUCUGUGCCUGCUUCUGUGAACGAGCAGCAGCUUUUGGGUGGCAUGGCUGGACGCACCAUCAAAUUAAAUACCACCGCCUUUCAACAGCCAAGUAGCCAAGAGGAGGAGCAGGUGGCUUCCGCUAAUGAUGGACAGUCAUACUUGGAGGUUGAAGAUCUCGCUUUCGCCGGUCUUAAUGGCACCGAAAUUCCCCUGAGUGCCGAUGAGCGGUUGGACCUGCAAAGAAACAGCGCCGAGGAAUCGGAGGAACCUCUGCCCAAUCCCGAGGAGCUCAUCGCUGGACCUCGUUACCGCCUGGGAAAGAGACCACUGCCUGGCCAGAAAUCAGGACCUUCCAUCAAGAGAAAGAGGGUUCAGUCCUCUGUGAGGGGAAGACCCAAGACCGCUGCCAGUUCCCACAAGCCCGUGGUGACUCCUCCCCACAAGAAGUGCGAACGAUUCACCAGCAACAUGUGCAUCCGCACCGACGACUAUCCGCUCGAACAGAUCAUGGGCAGCAUUCGCAGGCACAAGAACGCCAUGUCCGCUCUCUUGGCCGAGUUCUACGAUAAGCCCAACAACAACCUCGAGUUUGGCGACGAGUUCGAUGACUUCAGCUUGAGCAAAAAGCGGCGCGAAGACGAAGGCAGCGCCGGCGGAAUGUGCCAGAGCGUGGUGCGUUAUGCCCGACCCCAGAAGGCGAAGUCCGCCUCGGGAGAGUGGAAAUACAUUGUGAACACCGGCCAGCACACGCAAACCCUGCGAUUGGAGAAGUGCAGCAAUCCCGGCGAGAGCUGUUCGUAUCUGGCACAGACUUAUCGCUCGCACUGCUCGCAGGUGUACAACUACCACCGACUGCUCAGUUGGGACAAGGUGCGCGGUCUCCAUGUGGACAUCUUCAAGGUGCCCACCUGCUGCUCCUGCCAGGUGGACGGCUAUCGCCAGCAGUUCCCGCCGCUCUCCUCCAUCCAGGCCAAGGACUACUCGCCCUUGGGCAACACCAAUCUGAACAAUAAUGGCUAUAGCACCAUCAACGAGGAGGAUCUGGACUACGCGGACGAGAGCGAGGAGGAUGAGCUGGGUCUGCGGUAUCCCUCGUUCAGCCAUCGCGAGACCAACGAGCUCUACUCGAGCAGCAACAAGGUGCGGGUGAAGCUGCCUGGUAUUAGCACCAGUGUGGGUCCCUACCUCAGUCCCCCGGAUGACGACGAGGAUCGCUACGGCGGAUACCAAGGCCCCAGCUCCAGUUCCAGCUCCAGCUCGAAGAAGUAUUACAGCCAGGUGAGCAGCCGUCGGCGGCCGCAGCAAUCGGAGGCGCGUCUGGACUUGGAUUUGGCGCCAAGCGAGACGCACUCGGACCAAGAGGUAAACCUAUUCGCUGGCCCUCCAAUCGGCGGUGCAGAGAAGCCGCGUCUCCCGCUCAAUCGCAAGCGUAUUUAUGCCUCCACCCACACAGCCCCUGCCACCGCAACAUCAUCAUCAUCAUCAUCAUCAGCAGCAGCCGGAGCAGCAGUAUCGUCCGCAGGAGCAGCUGCCAACCGCCUACGAUUUCCACAGACCACAAGUUUACCAGCCCGAACGGGAACCGCUGCCCUUGGGCCGGGAUUCGCUGGCAGCGCCGGCGGUCCAAGUUCCGGCCUCAGUGGUGCCCAUGCCGCCCAUGCCCAUCAAGCAGGUGCCCUCGCACCACCCGGCGGCAGCUCUGCUGCAUCCCCAACAGCUGCACCACCCGGCGGCAGGCAGCAAGGCGGCAAGUCGCGACCCCGCUUCUAUGCACCACCACCAGCAGCCGCGACGACCGCAGUGGUUGCCCACGGCACAGCGGCGGCUCUUCCGACCGAGCGCACCACUCAGUGGGAGCGGGAGCGGGAAAGGGAUCAAUCGACGGCACUACCACCACAGCCGCCGGCCGUCUAUCCAGUGAGCCCGAUCUUCCCGAGCGGCGGAGCCAACAACAACGAGCUGGCGGGCAAGCGGAUCAAUUACAACUACCAUCCCAUCAUCGAUUUCUUCGAGAAGAAUCGCCGGGCGGAGGCGGCGGCCACAGUGAAUCCCGCGGAGGAGGAAUCGCGCCGGGUGGAGCAGCGCACCUAUCCGCAGAAGAACAACCUUAAGGGCAUGGGCUCGGGCAUGGAGAGCAUCGCUGGUGUCUACCAACAUCCCAUUCCCGUGGCCAAGACGCACGAACGGCGCAUGGGUUACGUGGUGAACGGCGGUGGUGCAGGUGGUUUGGCUGGUGCUGUGGGUGGUGGUGGUGGUGCUGGCUUCGCCAGCGAUAACGCCUGGCUGCCCAUGGUUGUGGAGUAGCUUCCUAUAAAUAAGUUGCAUGGUUUCGCAAGCCUCAAGUCCCCGAAAUCUAACGUAUUAAUCCAACGAUGCCCUAGUUCGUAGUCUCUGCCGUUCUCGCCAGGAGCUCCAUCCUGUAGCUUGUCUUGUUGGCUCCUAAUCUCAAUUCCCCAUUCACCCAGCCCCAAUCUAAUGUUUAACCAGCUAUGAUUAUUUAUUUAUUUAUUUUGUAGUGUGUAGCAAAAAAUAAGAGAUGACCUCGUUGUUGGGGAGAUUCUAUUGGUCAAAAGCUUGGUCGACUUGUCGCAAGAGUUUUAGCAAUAAAUAUAAUUUAUUGAAA